This is a messenger RNA of Erigeron canadensis, 1800 nucleotides long. RefSeq names its product sucrose transport protein SUC4. Gene Ontology annotation, cellular component: plasma membrane; vacuole. The record is from RefSeq and is a predicted model, not a curated record. Gene Ontology annotation, molecular function: sucrose:proton symporter activity. Gene Ontology annotation, biological process: sucrose transport. The coding region runs from base 110 to 1612 and encodes 500 amino acids. Lineage: Eukaryota; Viridiplantae; Streptophyta; Magnoliopsida; Asterales; Asteraceae. The transcript has 5 exons.
CACACUUAUACAUAUAUUCUCUAUGAGCAUAACAACUUUUUAAUAUAAAAAACCACCUUUCAAUUCAUACCUUCAAAAAACUAACAAACAAAAAAAAUUUAAAAUAAAAAUGAAGGUGCCGGAAACCAAUCGGCAACAACGGCACCGAACUAACGCCCUGGCUGGUGCAGAAGCCGGGGUUUCCGCACCAGCCAGGACUCCCCUACGCGUACUCUUUAGAGUAGCGUCAGUCGCGUGUGGGAUACAGUUCGGGUGGGCGUUACAGUUAUCACUGCUAACGCCCUAUGUACAAGAACUCGGUAUCCCACACGUGUGGUCAAGUAUAAUAUGGUUAUGUGGGCCAUUAUCUGGAUUUUUUGUACAGCCAUUAGCUGGUCAUAUGAGUGAUCGGUCAACUAGUAAGUACGGUCGUCGUAGACCGUUUAUCAUAUUUGGUUGUGGGUCCAUAAUCUUGUCGGUGAUUUUGAUUGGUUUUGCGGCAGAUAUUGGUGGAUGGUUUGGUGAUACUGUGGAUAAUAAAACAUGGGCAAUUGUUGUUUUUGUUGUUGGGUUUUGGUUUCUUGAUAUGGCUAAUAAUGCUACUCAAGGUCCUUGUAGAGCCCUUCUUGCUGAUCUUACCGGAAAUGAUCAUCGAAGAACUCGAGUUGCAAAUGCCUACUUCUCCCUUUUCAUGGCCAUUGGUAAUGUUCUCGGCUAUGCAACUGGAGCCUACAGUGGUUGGUACAAGGUCUUUCCUUUUACUUUCAACUCUUCUUGUAACAUCGACUGUGCCAACCUCAAAUCUGCCUUCCUUCUUGAUGUUAUUUUCAUAAUGAUCACUACAUACAUAAGUGUCACUGCAAUUCAUGAGCAACCAAUAGCUUCUGUUCACGAUGCACUAACAGAUUCAAGCCAUCCCCAAGAAGCUUUCUUCUGGGAAAUGUUUGGGACAUUUAAAUACCUUCCGGGUCCUGUUUGGUUGAUAUUGUUUGUUACUUCAUUGACUUGGAUUGGGUGGUUUCCUUUUAUUCUGUUUGAUACUGAUUGGAUGGGCCGUGAAAUAUAUGGUGGAGAUCCGAAUGGUGACCUGAAGUAUAGUGAUGGAGUUAGAAUGGGUGCAUUUGGGCUUGUGUUAAAUUCAGUGAUUCUUGGAAUAACUUCCGUGUUUAUGGAAAAUCUAUGUAGGAGAUUUGGGUCAGGUUUCAUUUGGGGGAUUUCAAAUAUUAUUAUGUUUCUUUGCUUCCUAGCAAUGCUCGUGCUUACGUUUGUGGCAAGUAAAGUGGAUUAUAGCAUUGAUGGGGUACCUCCAACUGGAGUCGUAAUUGCCGCAUUGGUUAUUUUUGCAAUUCUUGGCAUGCCAUUAGCCGUUACUUAUAGUGUUCCAUAUGCAUUGGUAGCCUCACGGAUUGAGUCACUUGGACUUGGUCAAGGUUUGUCAAUGGGUGUUCUGAAUGUGUCCAUUGUGAUCCCACAGGUUAUCGUCUCUCUUGGAAGUGGACCAUGGGACCAGCUAUUUGGUGGUGGCAACUCUGCAGCGUUUGCUGUAGCAGCAGCUGCAUCCUUUGCGAGCGGACUUGUGGCCAUCUUGGCUAUUCCACGAUCUAGGCCCGAGAAACCCAAAAUUCGACAAUGAGAAGUUGUAUUAUCGUUAUUUUUUUGAUCAUUGAGUGAAAAAGCAUUGUUGUAUUAUCUUUUUGUUUGUUUUGCUUUUACAUUAGUCUGUAACUUGGUGUCACCCUGCUGUAUACAAAUGGUCAGAAUUUUUUUGUGUAUAGUUAGUUACAAUAAUAUAUAAAUAGUAUUACUCUCAACUUGCUCAAA